CUCUUUUUGUCCUUCCCGCCACGAUGAUUAACUCACUCUCUGAGGCCACUAGCAGUUUAGUCUGUUGGAUCGUUGCCUGGACCCACACCCCGUACCACUGUACCAACUCGAACCCAAGCCUUCGUUUGAGAGACAUCAUACUACCAGAUCUAUCUGAAUACAGCUAGCUGUUGGAUGCGAUUCACGACAUAACAUUACAACCUGGAAGAUCAAAACCAACAAAAGACAAUGAAGAGAAGAGCUGUGGGAGAAGCCGACGAGUCUCAAGAUAAGAAGCCUCGUGCGAGAGGCCCCAUUACCGGAGCUGAAUAUCAACUAGACCUGAACCGUUUCCCCGACAAAAUCCGUUGCUUGUUGGAUAACCGGGUCGCCCCAGAGGCUCUCUGGUGGAUGCCCGAUGGAGAUGCCAUUGCAAUCAACAAGAAGUUGUUCAUUGAUCAGCUGCUGGUUACGCACUUCAGAGGCAAUAAGUUCCCGAGCAUCACACGCAAACUGAACCGAUGGGGCUUUCGGAGGAUAGAAGAGGAUAAGGAGCCUCCCGGCGCAAUGGCAUACGCUCAUGAACUGUUUCAUCGCAACUACCCGGAGAGGUUAAGGCUGAUGAUCAGGGAAGAGGACAAGAAAAGAGGACACAGCACUCCGUCAGACGUUGACGACACUGCUGCUCUCUUGAGACAACAACGUGAGGCUCUUGCCCAGACUUCCAGUGGGACAGGACUUACCAGUCAGGGUGUAUUGUUGGGGCUGGACAGCAGUCGUCGAGCUAGCCUGGAGGGAACGAUCGGGCUGGCUGGUGUACAACUACAACCAAACAGCUUGUGGGCGGCCGGCCUUGCUGGGCACCCCCAAGAGCCUGCUCUGGUAAGAAGCCUCCAAGCGUCUUCGUCUGUUUCAUCCAACUCGAUACAACAACAGCUAUUGAGGGAAGUGGCGGCUCGGCAAUCGCGACCACACGGUGCGACCGUGGGAGCUGGAAGUGGCAACCCAACGCUAGUGGCGCCCUUUCAUUCCUCCGAAGCGUCUCUACUCGGAAGUCAGCAGAGGUCGCUGCAGCCUCAGCUCUCUUCCGCAUCCAUGAGCAACAACCCCCAGGCGCUGUCGCUUGCAGUCGCCAAUCUCCCGAGAACGGCAUCAUUAGCAGAGGUUUCCGUCCAAAACCAAUUAGCAGCUUCCAUUCUUGAGGAAAGAAGAUUGGAGGACCAGCUUCGGCAGCUCCGGUCCAGAAAUGAUGCCGCCGCGAAUCGGUUCCUUGGGAGAGGCGGGGGUCAACUGGAUAGCAUGCCAAAUGACGCAUUGUUGCGACAGAUGCUUGAUGAUGGAGGAUCCAGAGGACUGUUACAGGGGGCAAUGGAAUCUCCUCUCGACCAGCUUCUUGCAGCUCGCCAAUUGACGGCCGCUGGUAAUGAUUCCGCCGCUGCGUCAGCUGCAGCCAGACAGAACCUCUCCUUGGAAGCCAGCCUUGUGGACCGCGAACGGUACCUGGCUACCAGACUUGGCCAAAAUACAGCAUCCGUCCCUCCUGCUGCUUCGCGUGCUUCGUCGGCAUCCCCAGACGGCACUGUAAAUCAACUCUUGCUACUGCGACAUCAGGAGCACCUUGAGCAAGAGCGACUUCUUCAGGCCCAACAACGGUUCUUGUCUCAGAAUGCGAACGACCCGGUGUUGUCGCGACCGCAGUCGCUGUUGGACAGGGCCGCCAUAGGAGACUCUCUCACUAGUCGAUUCUCCGUUGCAGAUCAGUUGCGGAUUUUGCAAGAGCAGGAUAGGAUUCGUCGCGAAAACGAAGAACAGAAGCAAGGGGAUAGAAGGCAUAGAAGGUACCCCUAAAGGAUAAAGGAGGAUGAUCCCAACCCUGUCUGUGGGAUCAGGAGUUAACUCACCAAGAAUAGACAGCAAAUAAUGAUGUUUCUCAAUGCCUGUCAGUAGAAUGUAGGAUUGCUGGUGU
This is a messenger RNA of Seminavis robusta, 1945 nucleotides long. The record is from the annotation of a GenBank genome assembly. Lineage: Eukaryota; Bacillariophyta; Bacillariophyceae; Naviculales; Naviculaceae.